This is a messenger RNA of Brassica napus (rape), 1741 nucleotides long. RefSeq names its product xyloglucan endotransglucosylase/hydrolase protein 19-like. The record is from RefSeq and is a predicted model, not a curated record. The transcript is spliced from 3 exons. Gene Ontology annotation, biological process: xyloglucan metabolic process; cell wall biogenesis. Lineage: Eukaryota; Viridiplantae; Streptophyta; Magnoliopsida; Brassicales; Brassicaceae. The coding region runs from base 528 to 1370 and encodes 280 amino acids. Gene Ontology annotation, cellular component: apoplast; cell wall. Gene Ontology annotation, molecular function: hydrolase activity, hydrolyzing O-glycosyl compounds; xyloglucan:xyloglucosyl transferase activity.
AUCCGACACAAGAUUUGACAUUAACUUCUUUUUUCUUUACAACAACAUAACUUUUAGAAAAAAAAGUUUCAAAACAUCAAACCUUCCUUUUACGGAUAUAUAAUGAUAUAGACCCAAGUUUAAGGAAACUUCAAUGCUUGUGUCUUCCUGUUACGUUAUAGGUUGGCUCCAUUUGAACUUAAAAAGGAAAUUCUCUAUAGUCGGUGCUCGAAAUUCGAAGCUGCGUUGACAUUACAAAAUAUUAAGAAUCAGCCAAUCUGAUACAAAUGUCUAAAAUUAUUCGGUUUGUAACACUAAAGAAGUAACGAAAUUAUUAUUUUUAGUUUGAUUCGUUUUUAACAGCAAACAACGUAUCAAAUAAUCCAUAUUAGAAAGCUGUGACCCAACGAAAGCACAUGCACCAUUAAUGAUCAACCACAUGAAACUACCAUCUCUCUUUCUCUUUGCGUUUCAUUUCCAGCAGCUAUAUAAACUAAUGUCACUUGCCUCAACUUCCAUCAACAGUAUUACAUCUGAGAUCUACAAAAAUGAAGUCUUCUUGCGGUACAAGGUUCACGUUCUUGGCUCUCUAUCUCUUUGCACUACAAUGUGUCUAUGCGGGUAGCUUCCACAAAGAUGUGAAUAUACACUGGGGUAAUGGACGUGGAAAGAUUCACGACAAUGAAGGCAAACUUCUUUCUCUUUCGCUUGACAAAUCCUCUGGAUCCGGUUUUCAAUCCAACCAAGAGUUUCUAUAUGGCAAAGCUGAGGUUCAGAUGAAGCUUGUCCCUGGUAACUCCGCUGGAACAGUCACAACUUUCUAUCUUAAGUCCCAUGGAACUACGUGGGAUGAGGUUGACUUCGAGUUCUUGGGAAACAUUACUGGUCAUCCGUAUACUCUCCAUACUAAUGUUUACACAAAAGGAUUAGGAGACAAAGAACAACAGUUUCAUUUAUGGUUUGACCCAACCGCUGGCUUUCACACUUACUGCAUCACAUGGAACCCUCAAAGGAUCAUUUUUACAGUUGAUGGCAUUCCCAUUAGAGAGUUCAAGAACUCCGAGUCUAUUGGAAUACAUUUCCCAAAGAGCCAACCAAUGAGAGUCUACGCGAGUCUUUGGGAAGCCGAGCAUUGGGCUACAAGGGGAGGAUUAGAGAAAACAGAUUGGUCAAAAGCUCCCUUCACUGCUUACUACAGAAACUACAAUGUCGAAGGAUGUGUUUGGGCUAAUGGUAAAUCAUCUUGCCCCAAGAAAUCCCACUGGUUUACGAAGAAACUGGGCAAGGGGGGUAUGAAUAAAGUGAAAUGGGCGCAAAGAAAGUACAUGGUGUAUAACUAUUGCACCGAUAAGAAAAGGUUUCCUCAAGGUGUUCCUGCUGUGUGCACUUAAAGUACUACUAUUGAUUCUUGAAUAAGUUACUUGGCAUUGUCUUUGUAACCCACAAGAGUUUUCUUUCAAUUGUUGCUCAUAUAUAUGUGUGCAUGUGUAAGAUUUUUAAAUUAAUAGUGAAUAAUAAACAUAUGGAAUCAAAAGUUUUCGUUACUAAAACUUUAACUGGCUCCACUUGAUGUGUGAAACUUGUAAAUUAUUAAGAGAGCACUGAGAAAUGAUCAUUACAAAAAUGACACAACAAUUAUUGGGACUAGUUUGUCAAAAUAAAAAUCUCAAAUAUACUAGCUUAGGCCAUCUUUAUCCCACUUCAAUUUUUUUUUUUACUUUUUGUCUGAAAAAAAAAAUUAAUUAAAAAAUGCACCAAUCGU